Aspergillus niger is the source of this 417-nucleotide messenger RNA. RefSeq lists its product as uncharacterized. Bases 1 to 417 code for a protein of 138 amino acids. The transcript is spliced from 3 exons. Lineage: Eukaryota; Fungi; Ascomycota; Eurotiomycetes; Eurotiales; Aspergillaceae. The record is from RefSeq and is a predicted model, not a curated record.
AUGAUCCCGCCUUUCGUAAGCACUACUGCAGUCACUACGCACGAGAUACCGGAAAAUCUUCCGGCACCUUCCACUCAAUCGCAAGACCCGGCCUGGGGGGCUUCGCCAAUGCCAUCCCGUGGGUCUCGACAUUUUUCCCUGGCCGCAGCUACGUUCCAACCUUCUUCAAAAUGGGCACAAUCUUGGGGAAUGGCGAUUCUUGAACGUGACGAGCGUGAUGACUUGCAGAUUUGUCAAGAUUUCCUUGAUGCUUUCACUGAGGAAAGUGGGUGGGGGUUGACGUCGGAGUUUAUAGCCAAGUACCCGGAGCUAUUGGAUGGCAUGGAUGUUGAAGUUGUACGUGGCCCUUUCGACCCACAGAGUUCGCCCGCCCAAGACAUGUUUAGUAUAUCCAUCACUACUACCGUCAAUCCAUAA